This is a messenger RNA of Numida meleagris (helmeted guineafowl), 2515 nucleotides long. It is a transcript of the gene GIN1, whose product is annotated as gypsy retrotransposon integrase 1. NCBI's taxonomy places the organism in Eukaryota, Metazoa, Chordata, Aves, Galliformes, Numididae. Bases 133 to 1716 code for a protein of 527 amino acids. The record is from RefSeq and is a predicted model, not a curated record. Gene Ontology annotation, molecular function: nucleic acid binding. The transcript is spliced from 8 exons. Gene Ontology annotation, biological process: DNA integration.
CCGCCCCCACCCUGCCCGCCGCACUUCCGGGGGCGCCACAUAAGUCCCGAGCGCGGAGGGCCGGCGGCGCCGCUGCUAAGCGAUCGGGGAAAGGUUGCGGGUGUGCCCGUACCUCUGCUGGAGCAGGUUGCAAUGGUCCGUAGUGGGAAAAAUGGUGGACUCCACCUGAAACAAAUUGCAUACUACAAGAGAACGGGGGAGUACCAUCCUACAACGCUAUCAAGUGAAAGAAGUGGAAUCAGAAGAGCAGCCAAAAAAUUUGUUUUCAAAGAAAAUAAAUUGUUCUAUGUUGGAAAAGACAGAAAACAAAUGCGCCUCGUGAUUGUUUCAGAUGAAGAAAAGAAAAAGGUGCUUCAGAAAUGCCAUGAAAAUGCUGCAGGCACUCAUCACGGCAUAUCAAGGACACUGACUUUGGUGGAAUCUAAUUACUAUUGGACUUCUGUAACAAAUGAUGUUAAACAGUGGGUGUAUGCAUGUCAGCAGUGCCAAGUGGCAAAGAGUAUGACCACCACCACACUCAAACCAUACCCUAUCAAAGCAGAAGACCCCUGGACAGCAGUCACUGUAGCCUUAAUGGGACCUUUUAGAGCUACCAAAAGAAGCCACAAGUAUGUCAUGAUCAUGAUAGAUUUGUUCACAAAAUGGACUGUUAUCUUGCCUCUGCAUGAUACUUCAGCAGCUGAAAUUGCUAAGGGAAUCAUCAGUGUGUUUUUCUUGUACGGACCACCUCAAAAAAUGCCUAUUGACCAAGGGAAGGAGCUUGUUCAUCAGAUAAACAAAGAACUAUUUGCACUAUUUGGAAUGAAACAAAUAGUAUUGUCUUAUCCUCAAACCAAUGAAGUAAAUGAAAGAACAUGCAAGACAGUCAAAGCUUUCCUUAACAAAUACUGCACAGAUCAUCCAAACGAUUGGGAUGAACAUUUGUCUGCUAUUGCCUAUGCUUUCAAUUUGACUAAUUUGGUGCCUGAUCAAAACACCCCAUAUUUCCAAAUGUUUAAUCGUAACCCAUAUGUUAUUGAACCAAUGAGCAUGUGUGUGGAAGGAGAAGACAAUAUGUUUGCAAAAAUAUUUGAGGCAACUAGAGGAGCUAGUCAAGCACUUGAAGAAGAGAGAACCUUGGAUGGCCAGGUGGAGAAAACCACUUCAGGUGAACAGAAACCCAGAAAUAAAAUCACUGUCAAAAGGAAGCCAAAGAAAUUAAAUACUCUUCGACUCAAAGUUGGUCAUGAAGUCCUCAGACAAAGAAAAAAUUGGUGGAAAGAUGGUCGUUUCCAGUCAGAAUGGGUUGGUCCUUGUAUUAUAGAUUAUAUCACAGAAAAUGGCUGUGCAAUAUUAAGAGAUGCCACAGGCUCCAGACUGAAAAGGCCCAUCAAGAUGUCUCACCUCAGGCCAUACAUGAGAGGGUCCAAUGAAAAAGACAACCGCUACUACUUACAAGGUGCAAUAGUUGUUGACCAUGACUACAUUGGCUUAUCUGAGAGAUCAUAUCAUGCAGACCAGCAGGAUCCUGCUGCUGAAGAAGAAAUAAAUGCCUGUGUGAGAGGUGUCAUGUCUGCUGUGCAAAUGCCACCUUCCGCCUGCAAAGACCAAGAGUCAGCAGAUGAUAGACAUCAGUCGGAGCUAACAGAAGAUCAUUGCGUUGAACCAAAUGGUGCAAAGCCAGAACAACGGCCUUCACCUUGCUGGACGCUUCAGACCAAGUUAGAAGAUACUUAAGCAGUCUCGUGGCAUUUCAUUGACAAACAGUUUGGAGCACACAUGGCGGACUGACAAAGUUUGAAUAGCUCCAAGUUCCUCAGCCAAAUCCACUUUGCUGUGUGAAGAAUACUGCAGGUGUACAGUUAUUAGUUUACAUGGGCAUUAACAAGCAAUCGCUCUGUUAAUAAAAUUUAGGCACAACCUAGUAAAAGCACAUGUUCUCCUACUGUGUACGUUCAAGAACAAUGUAGGUGUCCAGUGUUAAUUUAAGUGAACACUGAGAAGUAAGCAUUCGAUUACCAGUACUUUCACAACCUAGUAAAAGCACAAGUUCUCAUGCCUUUGAAGUUCAGUUUCUAUUAGUAAAAUGAUUACAAGGCCCACCUUUACUGUUACCCUCUCAGGACACAACAUGUUUCACUAUAAUGACCUUUUUGUUAGUUCUCAUUUGACUCAUUCCUACCAUGUAGAGGUGUUUUGGGAUCAGUGUAAUCUAAACAACGUAAAUUCUGUCUUCCCUGUAGAAAGGCAAAUAAGCUGAUGUCUUCCUGUUAUAAAACUGUUUUUUGUUUUUCAUGAGAAGCUGCAAGCUCUGAUUUUUACAGCUUAAACUUAUAUGUCAGCCCACAGCUCUAAGGUGUCACAAAACCAUAAAGCUGCCAAAAGUACAGGUAAUGUUUUGCAUGGGGAACAGUGAGGCCUUCAGCUGCUCCCUGCUCAUCAAAACUCUGCUAGGAGAGCAGUUUUAGUUCCUCACGCAUGCCAAAAUCUUAAGAGCAGUCAGCAUUCAUUUGUUCUUCCUUCACAAACAUCUGGU